UGGGUAUGCAUUUCACGUCAAUGUGUCCUUAGCCCAGUCAGCCCACUAUCCCCAACCUUUUUUUUUUUUUUGGGAAAAUUAAAAAUCCCCAACGUUUAUCUAGCGAGUGGCCUUUCCACUCGCAGUGGCAUCAACCGUAAAUAUCUUCAUUUGCUAGGGGCCUUUUCUUGACCCUCUCAUCUCCUCCUUCCUCCAAUCUUUCUUCCAUUGAUUCCAUCCCUUCUCCGAAUUCUUCACAUAAAAUAAUAAUUUCCUUAACCCAGAAUAAUAAUACUUUAAGACAUUUCUUUUCAUUAUAAAAUUUUAAUUAGUAAGUUAUUAUUAAUUUUCUUAACUACAGUUUUGUUCCCUUUCUGAGAAUUUGUUCCCUUGCGUUUCUUUUUGGAGAUAUUCUGGUUGUAAUUUGUGGUAAAUUCGAUGCAAAAGAAAUGGCAAAUUCGAAUCACCAGCCAACAUCAAUGUACGGUUCAGGUGCCAUGAACAUGCAACAAAACCUUGAAGAAGAAGACGACGACGUUCCAGGCGGAACCGGUGGAGGAGGGGAAGAGUCUGUUGAUAACCCCCAGAUUGGAUACCAAGAGACAGGCGGCGUUGUUACGGUUAUGAAUAAUGGCAUGGAAGAAGCUUCUCAUGCCAAUAUUUAUGGUCAAGGAUCCGAUUUGACCGUCGUUCCCGGUAAUGGCGGCUCUGAUCAGCUCACCCUCUCGUUUCAAGGAGAGGUUUAUGUGUUUGAUUCUGUUUCUCCUGAUAAGGUACAGGCUGUGUUAUUACUUCUAGGUGGAUAUGAAAUUCCGUCAGGUAUUCCUGCAUUGGGGACAGUUCCUGUUACUCAAAGGGGUCUGGGUGACUUUCCUGGGAGGGCAAUUCAACCACAGAGAGCUGCUUCUUUAAACCGGUUCCGAGAGAAGAGAAAAGAGCGGUGCUUUGAUAAGAAAAUCCGCUAUACCGUGCGGAAAGAAGUGGCUCUCAGGAUGCAGCGUAAGAAGGGCCAGUUCACAUCAUCCAAGGCAAUUUCUGAUGAAGUUGCCUCAGCCUCUUCAGGCUGGAGUGUGACACCAGGUUCUGGACAAGAUGAGAGCAUGGAAGAGACUUCAUGUACACACUGUGGAAUCAGUUCUAAGUCCACUCCCAUGAUGCGUCGUGGACCCACCGGUCCAAGGACGCUCUGCAAUGCAUGCGGACUCAAGUGGGCAAAUAAGGGUGUUUUGAGAGACCUUUCAAAGGUUUCCACUAUACCAAUCCAGGAUGCAUCUGCAAAGCCUACUGAGCAGAGCGAUGCUGAAGCUAAUGACUCGGAGGCAGUAACUGUGACUACAGAUGUUGUAUCUUCAUCUAAUGGAGAUAACUCCUCUGUUUCUGCUGAAAGAUGAGUAAAAAAGGCUCCUUCCAUUUUGGUGAGUGCUAUGCUCCUUGCUGUUUCAAGGCAGAUGUCAAACUUUGUUGUAAUAAUUGAGUUCGUUUGACACGUGUAUAUAUGGGCUCAUUGCCUUGGAUCAUCAUGUAAAUAAUUGUGAAAUUGCUAGAUGCAGCCUAAUUAGUUUGUGUAGCUUAGGAGUACGAAGAACAAAACUUAAGUGUCACUUUUAACAUUAGCAAUUGUUGUUCCUACCUUCCAUAUAUGUUGAAAGUUGAAAGUAGCAGCAUGUUUUGACAA
This is a messenger RNA of Theobroma cacao (cacao), 1654 nucleotides long. Its product is annotated as GATA transcription factor 28-like. Gene Ontology annotation, biological process: regulation of DNA-templated transcription. Gene Ontology annotation, molecular function: sequence-specific DNA binding; protein binding; zinc ion binding. Lineage: Eukaryota; Viridiplantae; Streptophyta; Magnoliopsida; Malvales; Malvaceae. The record is from RefSeq and is a predicted model, not a curated record.